AUGGCGGAGGGCGGCCCGCGGCGGCUGCGGCCGUGGCUGCUGGCGCAGCUGCAGAGCGGCCGCUUCCCGGGGCUGCAGUGGGACGACGCGGCCCGCACGGCGCUCAGGAUCCCCUGGGCCCACGGCGGCCGCAGCGGGGCCCGCGACGGGCCGGGGGCGGCGCUCUGCAGGGCGUGGGCGGAGUUCAAGGGGCGGCUGCGGCCCGGGGACCCCCCGGACCCCGCGGGCUGGAAGACGCGGCUGCGCUGCGCCCUGAACCGCAGCCCCGAGUUCCAGGCGCUGCCCGGGCGCGGCCGCGCCGACGGAGCCCGGCCCUACCGCGUGUACCGGCUGCUGCCUGCCCGCGAGCCCAAAGCCCCCAAGGGGCGGCAGGGCCGGGGGGAGGCGGGGCUGAGCCCCACCGAGCCCCUCCCCCCGACGCCGCCCCCCGAGAGCCGGGACGGAGCCCCGGAGGACGACGAGAAGCCCGCCGAGGCCCCGCCCCCGGAAGCGCCGCUGCGGAUCGAGGUGGAGAGCGCCGAGCCCCUCCCCCCGGCGACCGGGGACGCGGCGCUGCUGCUGCGGCUGCGCCGGGGCCGGGCCGUGGCGUGGCAGGGGGCGCUGCCCGCGGGGGAAUACCUGCUGAGUCCUCCGGGCCGCCAGGGGGCGCUGCCCGCGGGGGAAUACCUGCUGAGUCCUCCGGGCCGCCAGGGGGCGCUGCCCGCGGGGGGGGGGGGGCCGAGUCCUCCGGGCCGCCAGGGGGCGCUGCCCGCGGGGGGGCACCCGCCGA
This is a messenger RNA of Lonchura striata (white-rumped munia), 769 nucleotides long. The record is from RefSeq and is a predicted model, not a curated record. NCBI's taxonomy places the organism in Eukaryota, Metazoa, Chordata, Aves, Passeriformes, Estrildidae.